Molecule: messenger RNA, 481 nt
Organism: Wasmannia auropunctata (little fire ant)
Lineage: Eukaryota; Metazoa; Arthropoda; Insecta; Hymenoptera; Formicidae
Gene: ND-B8
Product: NADH dehydrogenase [ubiquinone] 1 alpha subcomplex subunit 2
Exons: 3
Coding region: 126-404 (92 amino acids)
Source: RefSeq, a predicted model, not a curated record
CACAUACGUGAACCAGUGACAUAACGACGGGAUUAUAACCUAACUUGAUCAAAACACAAAAUUUUGUAGGAUCGGAAUUGUGAUGAGAGCGAUCUGUUUUUCCGAGUUUUUAACGUUUUGAAAGGAUGGCUGCUGUGAAAUUCGGAAAACACAUGAAAGAGUUGAGGAUCUUCCUCUGCCAAACGUCCAAAUCUAGUCAAGGCGUUAGAGACUUCAUCGAGCAACAAUACGUACCACUGAAGAAAAAUAACCCGAGAUUUCCUGUUUUGAUCAGGGAAUGUUCGUCAGUUGAACCGAAACUGUAUGCGCGUUAUGAGUAUGGCGUGGAACGUAGCGUGCCUCUGUCGAACCUGAAAGCUGAAGAGAUACUUGGAAAAGUUAAAGAACUGGCGUCUCAAAAAUAGAUGUACUUUAUUAUGUUAAUGAAUAUGUGUAUCAUAAUAUGUAUAGUGUUUUAAUAAAAUAGUAUAUCAAUUGAAAA